AUGGGGAUCUUUCAGAGCAGCCUGAGCGAUAGGCUGCGCGAGACCAAGCACGAGAUCAACCGUGCCACGAGGGAGCUUGAGCGUCAGCGUCUCAAGUAUGAAAGGGAGGAGAAGUCCCUGGUACAGAAGCUGAAGUCGGAGGCCAAAAAUGGCCGGAUGCAGAACGUCCGCCUCAUGGCCAAGGACCUCGUGCGGAACCGCAAGCUGGCGCUGCAUUACGCCAACAUGAAGUCGCAGAUGGGGGGCAUCAUGAGUCAGCUCCAGAACGCGCAAAGCACGAACAUGAUGGCCACCAGCCUGAAGAACGUCAACAAACUCAUUGCGAAAGUCAGCAACAAGACCGACAUAGCGGAAUUCCAAACAAUCAUUCAGUCACUGGGGAAGGAGAGCGAAGUCAUCAACCUCAAGCUCGACGUCAUGGCGGAGACUUUGGACAACUCGCUAAUGGAUGUCGACAGUGUUGACGAAGAGGAGAAGAUCAUUUCCCAGAUUCUGGAGGAGCUGGGAAUCGACGCAUCCGCCUCUAUCCCGUCAGUGAAUGCGUCGACCAUGCAAGAGUCGGGUGCCACGGUUCCGGUCCAGGCGGAAAGUGUGGGCGCAAAGAAUGAAGUGCACGACUCACCCCGCGCCACGUCGGACGAUCCGGAUAGCAUCGAGAGCCGCAUCAAUAAUCUGAGGGCCAAAAAGUAG
Molecule: messenger RNA, 690 nt
Organism: Babesia bigemina
Lineage: Eukaryota; Apicomplexa; Aconoidasida; Piroplasmida; Babesiidae
Product: flavoprotein domain containing protein, putative
Exons: 2
Coding region: 1-690 (229 amino acids)
Biological process (GO): endosome transport via multivesicular body sorting pathway; late endosome to vacuole transport; protein transport
Cellular component (GO): ESCRT III complex; multivesicular body
Source: RefSeq, a predicted model, not a curated record